AGAGAAACGUCAUCAUAAAACAAUAAUUAUUUUGCUUUGCGGCUUUUACGGUGGCAUUUUUUUUUGAAAAGUGGAAUUUUAAUAAAUUUGGUUGAAAAAUGUCCGUAUCAGCUAAUAUAAGUGUUGAGGCACCCAUCGAGAGUCAAAUUCAGGAGAUUGCAUAUGACGGAACGGAAAUUUACCAGCUGCCACCAACGUUGUCGGAACAUUUGGCAAAAUGUGCGGCCAAGAUAGACUUCAGCAAAACGGUAAAUGAUUUGGAUCUGGUCAAACAGAGUAUUAAAAAAGAGGAUGAGAAGAAAGAUGACGAUUCCAAGGAUGCGGCGGCGCACUUCCAGUCCAGUCUCUGGCCGUGGGAUUCCGUGAGAAAUAAGUUGAAGGACGCUUUUACGGAGGUUUGCGUGUUAUCGGAUGUGUUGGCCAUUGCCAAAGAGAAACGUUUUAUGGUAUUAGACCCGAUUCCCCAAGAACCGCCAGAGGUAAAACAAAUGGUGCAAGUUUAUGCCCGCAAGAAAGCGUUGGCGAGUGCGGCAAAUAUUCUACUAACUGGUGCGGAACGUCUGAAGACAGCUCACACGGAUCAAGGUGGAAGCCGGAGCGCUCCUGACUUCCACAUCGAACUUUUGAGACUGCGCAGGAAUUGGCGACUGAAGAAGGUGUCCAAUACAAUUAUAGGUGAUUUGAGCUACCGUACGGCCGGGUCAAAAUUCAUGCAUCCAGGAAUGUUCGAAGUGACUAAAGCAGAGGAUGACGACAAUAACGAAGAAGGUGCUGUUGGAGCAAUGGGAGCAGUUGGCGCAGGCGGAGUUGUUUCUGUGCAAAAAUUAAACUCUGCUCUAAGAGUAAAUGUUCCAACUGAAUUACAAGGAGUGGCAUUCAUCAAAGUGAUUACUCAAAAAGAUCAGGGAGAUUUGUGCACUGCUACUUUAAACAUGAUGGGAUCGACUCAAAUGUGUCCGCAAGCAGGUGCCUGGCAGCAAACCCUUGAGUUCGCUCAGAAUGUACUGUUUUGUAAGGAAUUGUUCAACCAACUCGCGAGAGAAGCUGUACAGUUGCAAGCACCGAUUCCGCACGUUGUCGUUGGGAAUCAAAUUCGUGCAACUUUGCUUCCAGGCAUACAAUUAGUCAUCUCGCUCUGUCAUUCGACUUCAUCGGAUUCGAACUACAGUUCAGAACCCAUCAAGGAUCAUGAUCAUGUUUUGGAGCACUCUUUACACCAGCUGUUGCGUGAGUUUCAUCACAAGAAUACUCAUCAUCCCUUCCCACAUCCGGCUAGUGCACCGUUGGGACCAAGCAAGAAACGUAUGUUAGCUGGGCCUUCGGCAUUUGAUCGGUAUGAACUGUUAGAAAUGACAAAGUCUCAAACCCUCUUAGAGCAAAUCAUAGCUCAAGCACAGCACAUAUUUCUGAGGCGCCGUGCUCAAUAUGUCCUGGACACUUUGGCUCGUGAAGUAAAAGAUCCUCAGAUAACGUCUCACUGGAACGCCAUGAACAGCCCAACGAUGUCUUGCGUAAAGAUCAACAUCACUUCCCAUGGGUACGAUGCAAACCUGCGCACAUCGUUGGUGAUUCACGUAAAAGAACGUUCGCUGAAAUGCAUCUGCAGAGAUGGCCGAAUUAUGCACAUGUCAUAUGAAAUGCAAGAGCUGCGGGACCUAAUUCUGUAUCAGAUAAGCCAACACCAAAUAAUAUGUCUGCAAAAUUUGGCUAAAUGUAUGGCCUGGCAAAUAUUGUCCAACAGCAGUCACUUGGGAAUAGGGUCGGUAGAGCCGCUGGGAAAUGCCAGCUCCUGUGUCCUGGCGUCUCCCAACAGUGAUCGCCUGAUAGCAGUACAGGUUCGAUGCGAUUCUCAAAUCGAUGUCAAAGUGUACAUCGCUCAAAGCCCAGGAAAGGAUUUUUUCCCAGGAUCACUGGUGCAGGGUCGACACUGGGAACACCUGGCAGGACAUUUCAAGGAGCUGCGGUUUGAUAAAAUGGAAGGAAAAAACUUCCACAACAAGCUGGAAUUCCUGAUGGCAAGUUUGACAAGCCAGACCUAACCACUGGUGUUCAAUAGUAUUUUCGCCCAAUCGGAAGCAUGCGGCAAUCCUUCGUCGGGUUUGGGACAUUUUUCUUUCGACAGCAACGAGCGCCUGGCUGGAAAUCAUUAGAAAAGGUGAGAUUGAUACUUUUAAAGUUCCCAUUCACACAUCUCUCAUAUUUCGAUAGAUCUAAGUAACGAUAGGUAACUGUGUGUCUAUUUACUAUUGCUCUAUAGUAGAUUUUUUUUGUAAUAAAUAAUCAUGUCUAUCGGAUGGACAAAGAAA
Molecule: messenger RNA, 2306 nt
Organism: Armigeres subalbatus
Lineage: Eukaryota; Metazoa; Arthropoda; Insecta; Diptera; Culicidae
Gene: MED17
Product: mediator of RNA polymerase II transcription subunit 17
Exons: 3
Coding region: 99-2039 (646 amino acids)
Biological process (GO): regulation of transcription by RNA polymerase II
Cellular component (GO): core mediator complex; mediator complex
Molecular function (GO): transcription coregulator activity
Source: RefSeq, a predicted model, not a curated record